Messenger RNA from Mytilus trossulus (common blue mussel), 963 nucleotides. Its product is annotated as 52 kDa repressor of the inhibitor of the protein kinase-like. NCBI's taxonomy places the organism in Eukaryota, Metazoa, Mollusca, Bivalvia, Mytilida, Mytilidae. The record is from RefSeq and is a predicted model, not a curated record. Bases 1 to 963 code for a protein of 320 amino acids. The transcript has a single exon.
AUGUCUGGGUUAAAAUCUGGUGUAAGUGCCCGUAUUAAAGAACUACGACCCCGUGCAGAAUACCAUCAUUGUAGAGCACAUGCGUUAAAUUUGGUUAUUUCGUCAUCAUGUAGAAGUGUUGAUAUGAUAAAAACCGUAUUUGAUGAUGUUAAUCAAUUAACGUGGUUCCUUGGUGGCAGUCCAAAGAGAACAGCAAUUCUUAAGCGACACUUGCCCGUUGCAAAACAUGUUGAUUAUUUAGUAGGGGAUACCGAUGACGAGAAAGUUGAGAGUAACAUCAAUAUUGCAAAUGCAUUUUCCAAGAGUUUGCUUCCGAAAUUGUGUGAAACAAGAUGGUCUGCUAGAGUUGACACACUGUCCGUUAUUUUGGCUAAAUACAAGGCAGUUCUUGCAUCUCUUGAAGAUGUAAGAAAGGAGAAUACGGCAACCGAAGCUCGCACAAAAGCCACUGCAUUUAUACAUAUGAUGAAGAAGAGCACUUUUGUUGUUGCAAUAGUAAUUGCCCAUCAUAUUUUAAGUUAUACAAAGCCCUUAAGUCUUGCAUUGCAGAAUGCAAAAUGUGAUGUGUUCAAGGCCUUCACAGAUGCUCAGACAUGUAAAAAGGUAGUUGCUGAUCAAAGGUCGGACGAAGUGUUCAACAGAUGUAUAUGGAUGAAAGCAGCUGCGUACGCCGAGAGCAUAGACAUCGAGCUCGGUAAACCAAGAACAGUUGGGCGAAUGCGUCAUCGGGCUAAUGCUGCAUUUUCCGACGAUUCGGUACACGGCUAUUAUAGAGUGAACGCAUACUUUCCGUUUGUCGAUCAUUGUUUGAAUGAGUUGAAUGAACGAUUUCCUGAACAAACACGCCCAUCUUUCUUGGCGUUUCAGUUGCUGCCAUGUCGCCUUCAGAACAUAACUGAGGAGGAAAUUGCCGUUAUCCAAGUCAGAUAUGAGGAGGAUAUGCCAGACUCCAGGGUUUGUUAG